UGACAACAUAUCCUAGAAAUAGUGGUAAUGCUUGUCAGCAUGCAAGUCACUAAAUAGAUCAUCUGUACCGUGAAAUAUGAUGUGGCCAUUAAAGGAGAAUCAGUACUGUGUUUGAUGCCUUGAAGGGAUUUCAUAAGAUACUGAAUAAAAGACGGUGUAGAAAAAUGCCUUUGGUGCUUCAUGAAGAAUAUUUCCAGAUAUCUCACAGACAUUAAGCCUUUGCCUCCCAACAUAAAAGAUAGACUGAUUAAAAUAAUGAGCACAGGACGGAUAACAGAUUCAAAUAUAAGUGAGAUUUUACAUCCUGAAGUCCAAACUCUAGACCUACGGAGCUGCGAUAUAUCAGAUGCUGCUCUUCUGCACUUGUCUAACUGUAGAAAACUGAAGAAAUUAAAUUUAAAUUCUUCAAAAGGGAACCGAGUUUCUGUAACUUCAGAAGGAAUAAAAGCUGUGGCUUCAUCUUGUUCAUACCUACAUGAAGCUUCUUUGAAAAGAUGCUGCAAUCUCACUGAUGAAGGAGUCGUUGCUCUUGCACUCAAUUGCCAGCUGCUAAAGAUCAUCGAUUUAGGUGGCUGCUUAAGUAUUACUGAUGUGUCCUUACAUGCAUUAGGAAAAAACUGCCCAUUUUUGCAGUGUGUUGACUUUUCAGCUACUCAGGUAUCUGACAGUGGUGUGAUUGCACUUGUUAGUGGACCUUGUGCCAAGAAAUUAGAGGAGAUUCAUAUGGGACAUUGUGUAAAUCUGACUGAUGGGGCUGUAGAAGCUAUCCUUACUUACUGUCCUCAGAUACGUAUAUUACUCUUCCAUGGAUGCCCCUUGAUAACAGGUUAGUGCGUUAGAUUGCUUGGGUUCAAAUCCUGGCUUCAUCUUUUACUAACUGUGUGACCUUGAGUACAUUACUUAACCCAUUUCAUUAUUCAGUUUCCUCAUCUGUAAAACAGGCAUAAUGAGAGUACCUACCUCAUAGGUACUAUGUCAUGAUUAU
Molecule: messenger RNA, 985 nt
Organism: Rhinopithecus roxellana (golden snub-nosed monkey)
Lineage: Eukaryota; Metazoa; Chordata; Mammalia; Primates; Cercopithecidae
Product: protein AMN1 homolog
Biological process (GO): SCF-dependent proteasomal ubiquitin-dependent protein catabolic process
Cellular component (GO): SCF ubiquitin ligase complex
Molecular function (GO): protein binding
Source: RefSeq, a predicted model, not a curated record